UAUAAAACUACAUUUACCAUGAGCACAGAGGUCAGAACUGCGCAGCCGUGGUUUUGAUAAAGCAUGCUGGGUAAAAAUUCUCCCUCUUUCCGGCUGGUUCGCCAUCAUAUUAAGUCACCAUGGGCGCAUAUAGAUAUAUGCAGGAGUUAUGGAGGAAGAAGCAGUCUGAUGUGAUGCGCUUCCUCCUCCGUGUCCGCUGCUGGCAGUACCGGCAGCUGUCCAACCUCCACCGUGCUCCCAGACCCACCAGGCCCGACAAGGCCCGUAGGCUGGGUUACAAGGCCAAGCAGGGCUACGUCAUCUACCGCAUCCGUGUACGCCGUGGAGGCCGCAAGCGCCCCGUGCCUAAAGGUGCCACGUACGGCAAGCCAGUGCACCACGGAGUGAACCAGCUCAAGUUUGCUCGCAGCCUGCAGUCCAUUGCUGAGGAGCGUGCUGGUCGUCACUGCGGAGCCCUGCGAGUGCUCAACUCCUACUGGGUUGGGGAGGACUCCACCUACAAGUUCUUUGAGGUGAUCCUGAUCGACCCCUUCCACAAGGCCGUCAGACGCAACCCGGACACCCAGUGGAUCACAAAGGCCGUGCACAAGCACAGGGAGAUGCGCGGGCUGACAUCUGCAGGAAAGAAGAGCCGAGGUCUGGGCAAGGGCCACAAGUUCCACCUGACCAUCGGAGGCUCCCGCCGCGCCGCCUGGAAGAGGCGCAACACCCUGCAGCUGCACCGUUAUCGCUAGUCUGCGCCACACGUCUGUACAUUCAAAGAAAUAAACCUUUUUAUGGUGA
Messenger RNA from Oryzias latipes (Japanese medaka), 783 nucleotides. RefSeq names its product ribosomal protein L15 (gene rpl15). Gene Ontology annotation, molecular function: RNA binding; structural constituent of ribosome. NCBI's taxonomy places the organism in Eukaryota, Metazoa, Chordata, Actinopteri, Beloniformes, Adrianichthyidae. Gene Ontology annotation, cellular component: ribosome; cytosolic large ribosomal subunit. The record is from RefSeq and is a predicted model, not a curated record. Gene Ontology annotation, biological process: cytoplasmic translation.